AUGAAGAUUGCAAGCUGCGCUGGCCUCGCCAAGCCCACUUUCCUGCUCGCUCAUUACGAGUUACCCUCUUUCUCUCUCCACCGACCGCAAUUCAUCUCCAUCACGCCUCUAUACACUCCCCACAAGCUCAAGAACCGAUGUGGAAUAGUGAUGAGGAUCCAUUCCUCCAUUGCCGGGAGAAACCGUUCACCCCGCCCCAAGCAAGACAGGUUCAAACGGGAACAAGAAAAAGUCAACCCCGCCUCCUUGUACACCCACCCCACCUUAGUAGAGAUGAAAAACGAGAGAAUCGCAAACCGGGCCCGCGUCUACGAAUUCCUAAGGGGCAUCGGCAUAGUCCCCGACGAGCUCGACGGGCUGGAGCUUCCAGUCACCGCUGAUGUCAUGAAAGAACGAGUACAUUUCCUCCACAAACUCGGCCUGACGAUCGCGGACAUCAACAAUUACCCUCUCGUCCUCGGCUGCAGUGUGAAAAAGAACAUGGUCCCUGUGCUCGACUACCUCGGAAAAUUGGGCGUCCGGAAAUCGACUUUCACCGAGUUCUUGCGCCGGUAUCCUCAGGUCCUGCAUGCAAGUGUGGUUGUCGAUUUGGAACCUGUCGUGAAUUUGGGGAUACCAGAAUUGGCUGUGGCUAGGCUGAUUGAGAAGCGGCCCCACAUUUUGGGUUUUGGGCUUGACGAGAGGGUCAGACCGAAUGUUAGUCUUCUUUUGGAGUAUCAUGUCAGGCGAAGUUCAAUUGCUGGUGUGAUUGCUCAGUAUCCCGAGAUUAUGGGGAUUGACCUGGAAAAGAAGCUUCAGAGUCAACGGGGCUUUUUUACCUCUGUUAUCGAGCUGAGCCCAGAAGAUUUUGGGAGGGUUGUUGAGAAAAUGCCGCAGGUCGUGAGCCUGAGUGACCGAGCAGUAGUGAGGCAUGUGGAUUUUCUGAAGGGGUGCAAAUUUUCGUCCGAUCAGGUGAGGAAGAUGGUCUUGGGGUGCCCGCAGGUGCUGGCGUUGAAUCUGGACAUCAUGAGACUCAGUUUCGAAUACUUUUCAUCUGAAAUGGGUCGGCCAUUGGAUGAUCUGGUGAAUUUUCCGGCUUAUUUUACUUACGGCCUCGAGUCUACAGUUAAGCCAAGGCACAAAGUUAUUGCGCGCAAGGGGGUGAAGUGUUCCCUCUCGUGGCUUCUCAACUGCUCGGACGAGAAAUUUGAGGAGCGUGUGGAUUAUGAUUCGAUCGACGUGGAGGAGAUGGAGGUAGAUUCUUCCUCGUUCGAUAUGAGUACUUUGAUGAAGCCCAAUGAUGAAGAAUCGGAUACUGAAUAUGAGGAUGAUAGUGAGGACGAUCAAUAUUCUUAA
Messenger RNA from Striga hermonthica, 1335 nucleotides. The record is from the annotation of a GenBank genome assembly. NCBI's taxonomy places the organism in Eukaryota, Viridiplantae, Streptophyta, Magnoliopsida, Lamiales, Orobanchaceae.